ACAAACCCUCCAUCCUUAAAGCUCUCAUCACACUCAAAAACCCAAACCCUAACACUGCGCCUCCGUUGAUUCCCCGUUUUCUUUCCACUUCGAGGCUUGAGCAGAUCGGAUGGCACCAAAGAAAGACAAGGCCCCUCCUCCUUCCUCUAAGCCUGCGAAGUCUGGAGGUGGCAAGCAGAAGAAGAAGAAGUGGAGCAAGGGAAAGCAAAAGGAGAAGGUGAACAACAUGGUCCUGUUUGACCAGGCUACUUAUGAUAAGCUUCUCUUGGAGGCUCCUAAAUACAAGCUCAUCACUCCCUCGAUUUUGUCUGAUCGUUUGAGGAUUAAUGGAUCACUUGCAAGGAAGGCCAUAAGGGAAUUGAUGGCAAAAGGGUUGAUUCGGCUGGUGUCCGCUCAUUCAAGCCAGCAGAUUUACACUAGGGCAACGAACACCUAGAUGUUUUGUUAUGUUUUUGCUUAUUUAGCUCUUUGUAUUAUUUCCAUUUCCUUAGCUUGACUGCUAUGAAUUAGUUUCUGUUUACUAAAGAACACUCUCAAGUGGGAUCUUUCUAUAAUGUGUGAGCAACUGUUUCUUUUUAUUGCUAUGGUUUAAUCGAUACUUUCUUCUUCAGAUUUA
Hibiscus syriacus is the source of this 616-nucleotide messenger RNA. Its product is annotated as 40S ribosomal protein S25-2-like. The transcript is spliced from 4 exons. The coding region runs from base 110 to 436 and encodes 108 amino acids. Gene Ontology annotation, cellular component: cytosolic small ribosomal subunit. The record is from RefSeq and is a predicted model, not a curated record. Gene Ontology annotation, molecular function: structural constituent of ribosome. NCBI's taxonomy places the organism in Eukaryota, Viridiplantae, Streptophyta, Magnoliopsida, Malvales, Malvaceae.